GCGGAUGAUGAUGAUGAGAGCGUGACCUCACCGCUUUCUGCACAGCUGCUGGAGAGAGGGAGAGACACAGAGAGAGAAAGCGAGAACCAGAAACACUUUGAGGGAGACAGAGCGAGGUACGGAACAGCGGAGAACAUUCACAACACAGGGGUAAACUGCUCGGCGCGCGGGGACUCUGUCGCGGGGCGUCCGUUGGCUGCUUCCCGCCGGUCCGCCUCCCAGAAUGUUCUGCGCCCCCGGUUCAUUUCUCGGGUACAUGAACCAGUCACUGCGACGUUCCCACCGACACUGAAGCCCAGAUGCUUACCCUCUCCGCCGACAUGGACGAGUCUUCGUCUCUGCUGGAUCUGCUGGAGUGCUCGGUGUGCCUGGAGCGACUGGACACCACGGCCAAGGUGUUGCCGUGCCAGCACACCUUCUGCCGCCGCUGCCUGGAAAACAUUGUCAGCUCCCGGAACGAGCUCCGCUGCCCGGAGUGCCGCAUCCUGGUGGAGUGCGGAGUGGACGACCUCCCGGCUAACAUCCUUCUGGUUCGCCUCCUGGACGGUAUUAAGCAGCGGCCCCAGCAUCGAGGGAGCGGAGGAGGAGUGGGAGCAAGGCAGUCCCUGGCCGGGGGCUCGCUGCAGGGGUACGCAGCCGGGAUAUCAGCUUCUCCCCCGGGCAGUGCGAUCAGAGAGCUGCCCGUAGCCAUCAGGAGCUCCCCUGUUAAGAGUAUCCCAGCGCUGCCUUGCGGUAAAGCCCUCUACUCCUACGAAGGAAAAGAACCAGGCGAUCUCCAAUUUUCCAAGGGUGACAUCAUCAUCCUGCGACGCAAGGUGGAUGACAACUGGUACCACGGCGAGCUCAACGGUUGCCAUGGUUUCUUGCCCGCUAGUUACAUCCAAUUGCUGCGUCCCCUGAGCCAAACUCCACCCCAGGGCAAAGCACUGUACGACUUUGAGGUCAAAGAUAAAGACCAGGAUAAAGACUGUCUGGCCUUCAGCAAGGAUGAGGUACUGACAGUAAUCAGGCGAGUGGACGAGAACUGGGCAGAAGGCAUGCUGGGAGACAAGAUUGGCAUCUUCCCCAUUCUCUAUGUGGAGUUAAAUGAAACAGCCAAGCAGUUGAUGGAGAUCGACAAGCCCACGCCAACUAACGUUCCCGGUCCGAGCACCGAGCCAGCACCGUUGGGCCCCUGCUCUCCUGGUCCAUCCCCCAGAGCAUCCCCGUCCAAUGGAAACGGCUCUGGCCAUCGGAGAGGUGAAGGGAAGAAAAACGCCAAGAAGAGGCAUUCGUUCUCGGCGCUGUCUGUCAACCAGAGGGCCGCCCAACUCCACAACAGACACAGCAUGGAGAUCUCCCAUCCGGUCCUCAUCAGCUCCUCUGACCCCAGAGCUGCUGCACGCAUCCAGGAUGCAUCUCACCCGGGUCCCUCUCCCUCCUCGGUCGGGGUACUGGUGCCUCCCAAAGUGGCAUCCAUAACCUCUGAGUUGCUGGCCCACGCUAAGGUGCAGCUGCCACUCAACAUAUAUCUGGCUUUAUACGCCUACAAGCCCCAGAAGGCUGACGAGCUUGAACUUAGGAAAGGGGAGAUGUAUCGGGUGACAGAGAAGUGUCAAGACGGGUGGUUCAAAGGCACCUCGCUGAGAACCGCUGCCUCUGGUGUCUUCCCGGGAAAUUACGUCACCCCCGUGUCCAGGGCUCCGUUUGGUGCUUCUCGGUCAACUUUGUCCAGUCCAGUAGGUGGAGGAGGAGGAGGAGGAGGAGGGUGCAGUAAAACCUCCGAUCCUUCAUCCCCAGGCUCCCCGGGGCCCUCUUCGUCCCGUCCUUCCACCCCACUAGUAAACUCUGUUGCCAGUCCCGCUUCCUCUCCACAAACGGCCGCCGCCCAGCUGAAGAACUGCCUGCGCUCCGGUCAGCAUACGGUUAACCAGGCACGCACCUCAAUGCAGCUGGUCCACAGUCCUCCCGCAGGAAGCCCAGAGCGCCCCACGGUGGCCCUCUCCCCCCUGCGUCCUCAGAGUUCCUCCCCCUCACGAUGCACCGGCCAAUCGGGUCGUCCUCACUCCAUGGUGUCUCCGGGACCCAGCUUGGGGCCCUCACCCCUCUCUUCCCCUGCAUCGAGGCCCCUCCUCCCCCUCUCCUCACCUCUCUCCUGCCUCACGCCUCCCAACGUGUCAGCGGUGCUCCUCAACGGGGACCCAGCCAGUCCCAUGCAGGCGCCAUCGCCGGGCCCCUCCCACGCCCCCAAACCAGAGAAGAAGGAGAGGAAAGCAGGGGGUUUACUAAAGCUCUUGUCGGGGGCGGCAGCCAAGAAGAAACCUCGCUCACCUCCCUCCUCCCCGCCCACCCAAGACCCCUCAUUGGCUGGCCAUGGCGGCGUGGCUACCGACCCCACCCACCAUCCUCACCACCAUCACCACCACGGCCGCUCAGGUUCCUGUCCGAUGGCGUCACAUGGGCGAGCCGGCUCCUGUCCAAUCGAGAGUGAGAUGGGAGGGGCCAUCGGGCUGGAGCCUCUGCACAGGAAGUCCGGUUCACUUGACACUAACUUCCCCAUGUCGCCCCCGGCAACACGGGCCGUCAAUGCUCUGAUGGUCCUCCGGCCUGAACCCAAACCCCUAUCCAGAGAAAGGUAUCGUGUGGUGGUGCCCUACCCGCCCCAGAGCGAGGCGGAGAUCGAGCUACGGGAAGGGGACGUGGUGUUUGUCCACAAGAAGAGGGAGGACGGCUGGUACAAAGGCACCCUGCAGAGGACAGGGAAGACCGGCCUGUUUCCCAGCAGCUUCGUCGAGAGCUUCUGAACUGGAGGAAGUGGACAAAAGAACAAAAUGCUGCUCCUGUUUCUGAGUUGCAAAACACACACACACACACACACACACACACACACACACACACACACACACACACACACACACACACACACACACACACACAAACACAGCUACAUACAAACACAAAGGAUGGACUGACAUUGGUUUCCAAGAAUUACACUUUUGGAUUAAAGACGGACACUGCAAAAAGAAACUUGCACUUUAUUUAUAUAGCACUUAUCUUAACAAAGUGCUUCACAACAAGAGAAACUACAAUUUUAACAAAAUACAAUAUAGAUGAAUAAAUUACAUUUGUAAUGAAAUUCACACAGAAAUAAAAAGUUUUCUUUUAAAAGAAUGUUUUGAGGAGAGGUUAAAAAAAACUGUGAUAGAUUUAGCAAACAUCAUCCCAGCAUCCCAGAACAAGAAGCUCUGAAAUAAUCAAAUUAAAAGCUAUUGAAUACUGGCACAAAACAUCAUUAAUAGUGAUUGCAUUCAGAAACCCAUAUCGGUCCAACUAAUUCACACGCGCGCACACACACACACACACACACACACACACACACACAUACAGGAAAGCUAGCCCCGGCUUCAACCAGCCACACAGGAAGCAGGGCAGCUUGGAUCAGAGAGGCUCCGUCGGACUCGUCAUCUGGACCCGUGAUGUUGACUACUGAAGGCACACAGACUCAAAGAGCACAGAAAGACAAACCCUGCCUCCCAGUUCUCCUCCUUGGCAUCGUCCACCAGCAAACACUAGCACAAAGAGCAUUAGCUCUGCUUUCCACUGAGACCUCAGAACUUGAAUUUGGGUGCUUUCUAUGUUUGAAAAAUGCAGAUUUAUCAGCAGGUGAUGAAGGAAGUGUGUGAGCCUACAGUCCAGGAUCAUUGUAAGCACAUCUCUGUGUCUAGUUUGUGACAACAAGCACAUGUGUUUCUUACCAACCCAAUAUAUGUUAUUAACAAUGCAUGUAGCAUUAUUAAGUUUUUUCUUUAUAUAUAUGUUGAAAUAGAUGUUUGUGUUGUCCCAAACUAGUCAUGCUGUGAUGAUCUGUCACAAGGUGCAAAAAGUAAAAUAUGAAUUAGGGGGUUCAUUCUACUAUUUAUAUAUCUUACAUAAAUUUAUACAGCAAUUUUUUUAAUUUAAAUGUGUCCUUUAUAGAAGCCCCACAACCCGGCUGAACUGAAUAAACUGGCUUGCUGAAUGUAGGAAUAAACAAAAACAUUACGCCAAAACUCUUUAAAGACGUUUUUAAUCCUUUAUGUGGGAUUAUAGAGACAAAGAAUGCACUUGGUAAUAUGUAAUACAACCAAUAUAUAUAUAUAUAUAUAUAUAUAUACAGUAUUUUACACACAUUAGGCAUUUCUGUUGCUAUUGGUCACAUCCUCUUUCUGUAUUUAAGCACAAACCUCUUUGGCAGGACACAAAUCUGAAUCUACCCUUUUUAGUUUGAAAUGUAAAAACUCCUAAACAACCCAACAAAGAACAUAGUUACUAAUGCUGAGAUCAGAACUACAGUACAUUCUUUCUAACAGUAAUUCCUCUUCCUCAGCCUUUCCUUGAAUUUCUGUCUGACUGCAGCACUGUUGUGUGUGUGGAUUCGAUGCUCACGGAAGAAUGUACGGUCGAGGGGGAAAACACCUGAAGUCAGAAGGCAGGGACGCAGGACUCUCAUAACACAACUGCCAACCUUUGACAACAACUUUUCCUCCGAUCUCGUCAAACGUCUAACGAGUAUUUUUGUACGGCUUCAGUGAGUGUACAGUCAGUCUGCUUUGUGAAUUUCUACGUUCUGAGUGUGGAUCCAGGCUUGUCUAGUUUACAUCCAGCCACAACCAACCAUCUACCUUGUUUCCCUGUUUCUGCAGAUAGAAGCACAGCGAAACUCAGAGCUUGACUCGCUAACUGCGUGUGUGUGUGUGUGUGUGUGUGUGUGUGUGUGUGUGUGCGUGCGCGUGUCACCCAGAGAAUAAUACUGGCCAUGUAUCAAUGAAAGAACAUAGUUAAUGAAUAGUUUCCCUCACCUGCUGUUUUUUUUAUAAACUGGGCCAUAAUGAAGCACAAACAACUAGUGGCACACAGGUGAGGCUUGCUGAUUGGCUGAGCACACACAUGUCUAACUGGGUCAGAACCAGGUAAGAGUCUGUCAUUGGCUAAGCACACUUGACUUCUUGGUGAACUGCCUUCAUGUCAUAUUGGAAAGACAAUAAAUACAAACUUCUACUUUUUGCAUUGCAUCAAUGAAAAGUUUCACAGAGUCAACAAAACGCUUCAGCGUCAAAACAGUUUGGAAACUUCUGUCAUUUCUUAUUCCCAUAUGGUGUGAAUAAACACCCAGACAUUGCUACAAGCUCUCACACAUUUACAGAAAACAAGCACAACCCAAAAAUGAUAUUGCAGACAAACAAUUCUGACUGAACUCUGCAGUUCAAUGCCACAAGUCUUUUUUCUUACCAGCCUUUUUCCCAGAUUAUUGCUCCAAAAAUGUUGUUGCAAUUAUUUUCCUUUUUUUUUGUCCAUGUAAAUCUUUUCUGCGUAAUAAGUUAAAUUGAAUUUGUAUCUUAUUCAAAUUGUUUUAAUGUGUUCAUGUUCACCUUGAACUUGAAGUGGAUGUGGCAAAAGCACAAGCAGUUUUUAUUUUUGUAUUUAUUGUUUUUAGAUUGUGGUAAAAAAGAACUCGAUCCUGAUCUUAAACUGUGAACGAGAGUGAACAAAAUCGUGGAAGAGGAGUAAAAGUGAUUACAGCAUGGUCUGCAAUCAUCUUCUGGCUGCUAGCAGUGCAUUAUGGGUAAUCCUGUGAGUCUGGAGCAACAGAUGAAACCAAAAACACUCUGCAAUUUAGAUUUAGAUUGUUUUCUUAGUCAGAAACUCAGACACACACACACACACACACACACACGCACACACACUUAGUAAAAGACUAGGGCUAGUCUGUCAGUUUGAUUCUUUUUGUUUAAUUGAACAAUUCUAGCAUAUUUCACAAGUGUGCCGGACUUUGAUUUGUCCGACAGAAGUUAUUCGAAGAAUCAAUACAGAAAUAUCUGCAUUGGACUUUAAAAGCUGUCAGUCAAAAUCCUUGUGCCUACAAAUGCCAACAAACACUAAGUAUUUAUAUCAGGCAGACCAACCCAUCUUUUGUCUCUUCCUCAUUUUCUUGUUCUAGUAAAAUAAUGUUUUUCUCGCAGCUCUGCUUUGUUUGACUCAAUGACAAAAAACCAGCAGAUCCCAGAACAGCUCUGCACAAACCCUGAGCAAGUUUUCCCCUAUCUGUUUGUAUGCCUGCUGAAGGACUCUCAUUUCUACCGAGUCAAACUCAAGCACAAGUCCUCAUUUGUGUCAGAGACCAACGGCUCUCGGAGGUCUUAUUUUGUUUUCACGAGGUUGAUGCUGUGAGGAGGAGAAGAGUUUACAACUGUCAAAACAUCAGGAAUACAAACCACAGUGGUCACUUUACAUAGAAUAUCUUAAACCGCUGGUUUCACAAAUGUUUCCAUGUCGUUUGUGUUUUAUUAACGUGAUGUAAGCUUGUCUUUCGCCUCAAGCUUCCUGGUUGUAAAUACCACUUGCGAACUUGUUGUAAUUUCUAUUGGACAUGAACACAAAACAAAACAUUGCACAUACAUUUUUUUUAUUGGACUUGUUAUUAAAUUACUGUGCACUUCCUGUUUUUGUCCUUCCAGGAAGCCUGAGCGCUCAACCUGCCAUCUUGAAUUAGAUGUCGGCCAUAUUUGUUCCUAUGGAUACUUGUGUGUGUAUGUGUAUGUGUGUGUGCGUGUGCGCACGAGGGGGGGGGGCCUCUGUAUGUAGCUCUUUGCAUAAAAAAGGAACUUUAUGAAAAAGUUUGGUGCGGCGUGGACGUCCACGCCUCAUCAAGAUUAAGUUGGGUUCAAAACAGUGGUACAGCGAGGGAAACA
Molecule: messenger RNA, 6707 nt
Organism: Cottoperca gobio
Lineage: Eukaryota; Metazoa; Chordata; Actinopteri; Perciformes; Bovichtidae
Gene: sh3rf1
Product: SH3 domain containing ring finger 1
Exons: 10
Coding region: 300-2783 (827 amino acids)
Molecular function (GO): protein binding; metal ion binding
Source: RefSeq, a predicted model, not a curated record